Molecule: messenger RNA, 2354 nt
Organism: Astyanax mexicanus (Mexican tetra)
Lineage: Eukaryota; Metazoa; Chordata; Actinopteri; Characiformes; Acestrorhamphidae
Gene: elmod1
Product: ELMO/CED-12 domain containing 1
Exons: 12
Coding region: 200-1207 (335 amino acids)
Molecular function (GO): GTPase activator activity
Source: RefSeq, a predicted model, not a curated record
ACGGGCGGCGCAUCAUGGAGGAAGAACAGGUGCCUUCUUCCAUCUAGAGAAGGAGCCCAGCAGCAGCAGCAGCCUGUUCCUCACAGCGACCAUCUUCCCGCGUGCGUACGCGUGAUUAUCUGCGUGAUUCUUUAUUAUCUGCGGUGAGCAGCAGCAGCAGUGUAUGAACGUCAAUCUGUGAAUCUAUUAAACAGUCGAGAUGAAGCAUUUCCUAAGGGUGCUGACCCAGUUCCUGGUGUUUCUGUACUGUAAGUGUCUGUGGCGAGGCCUGAAGUUUGUCAUCAGGAAGGUGACAGGACGAUGCGAGCUACAGCGCAUCUGUUACAACAACAAGCCUGGCGCUCGCCGGACCCUCAAGAUCGAGUCAUCGCUUAAGUGCUCUAAAAAUGAGCUGCUGCAGAAUGCUCUCAGUGUGCACCCGGACGCCGUUGAAAAGACCAUAGAUGAUAUCAUGGCCCUGAAGAAAAUCAACCUGGACACAAAUCCACAGCUCGCCAUCUCUCUCCAGGCCAGCCUGUUCCAGAUUGUGGGCUACAGGAACCUGGUGCUGGAGGUGGAGAAGCUGCGCAGGGAACCAUAUGACUGUGAAAAUCCAAAGCAUGAGGAGAUGUUAAUGCAGUUGUGGAAGGCACUCCGCCCCGAGUCUGCCCUCACUGGGCGCAUCUCUAAGCAGUGGUGUGAGAUUGGUUUCCAGGGCAGUGAUCCCAAAACUGAUUUCAGGGGCAUGGGUCUGCUGGGUCUGCACAACCUGCUGUACUUUGCAGAACAUGACAAAGCCACGGCUCUUCAGGUUCUCCAUGACUCUCUGCAGCCCAAGCACAGGACCAUUUCUAAAGAGGAAGCCAGUAAGAUGAGCAAAGCGGAUUGGGAAAAGAAGAAGUUUGACAAAGCAAUCGGAUUCUCCUUCGCCAUCGUUGGCAUCAACAUCACGGACCUGGCCUACUCUCUGCUGGUGAGCGGAGCGCUGAAAACCCAUCUCUACAACGUGGCUCCAGAGAUGCCCAGCCUGGUGCACUUCCAGCAGACCUUCUGCUAUCUGAUGCAGGAGUUCCACAGGUUCUGGAUCGAGGAGGACCCGAGUGACAUCAUGGAGUUCAACCGUGUGCGCACCAAGUUCCACAAGCGCAUCCUGAAGCAGCUGAAGAACCCAGACAUGGCACUGUGUCCCCAUUUCACUGCCUCCGACCUUCACCUGGUCAACCUGUAGCUGCUCAUAUGAUCCCUGACCCCAUCCAUCAAUCUGUAGCCGUCCAUCUGUCCAUCUACUUUAUCUAUCUACCCUCUGAACCCUGAGAUCAUCUUAUCUCACCUCAUCUCCCCAUCCUUUCUUCAGAUUCUGUCCAUCUUCAUCACUAGCUUCUUCUCAUCACUGCCAACUGUGGAGUCUGUACCACACACACACACACACACACAAAAUAUCAAUAUGACAGUAUUCAUGCCUGAACAGCCCCCCUCUCACACACACACACACACACACACACACACACACCUGCCCAGAUGUGUAGUUAGCUCAGAUCACCAGCACUGAAGACCAUGGUGAUUGUAAUAGUGCGCCACUGCACCGUAGUAGAGUAUAGUGAACAUUAACAGCACUGAUUGUAAGGUAUAUUGCCGAUAGUCAGCAUGAUGUUUAGCGUCUCCCGCCGUGUUUAUCUGAGGUAUUCAGCAUUGCGCAUAGAUGAUAGAGCUCCCUAUCAACCAGUAGGUGGAGUCGUCAGUCCACGUACAGUAGAGAAGCGUUCACACGGCCAGUAGGAACAGCUUGCAUUGAACUUAAAUGCAUUUAUAGAGAUAAGUGGUCUUUAAUACAUAGACUGUCUAACUGUAGCAGCAGUAUUUCAACAGCGCAGGACAUUCGCAGAAGAAAUCAGACAUGUGACAUAUGGGAACAAAGCAUGCCUGUUCAGGCUAAAUGGAAUAGAAACAUCUUUUCAGCUGUUAAUAAUGUGACCAUUCACUCGUAACUCACCGCCAUCUGUAAUUUUUACAUUUUUCUGUCCAGAUAUAAAGCAGAAAGCGUUUUGUUGUCGAGAAGUGGAGCUUAAAACCAUUAUAUUUACUUGCCAAAAUGGUAAAGAAGAAAUGUGAGCAUUUUUGUGAAUGUGAUGCACAACUCACAAUGAUUGUUUUCAACACUCUGUGUGUGUUUUUGGUGUUAAUGUACACAAAAAAAGAAAAUCGUCAUUGAAUGUUACUUUUUUAUUAUUAUUUGAGCCACCAAAGCAAUAAGCAGAAGUCUGGAACAUUUUUUGUAUCGUUUUUGCAGUUUUUUUGCACUGCUGGUGCCUGUCGUACCUAGCUAUUCUUAGUUAUUUAGACAGUUAUAAGCAGUAUUUAACUCUAAAGCCCAUUAA